AUGUUUUAAUAGAAUUAGACAAUUGUUGUGGAUGGUAUCGAAAUUUUACUGAGAGGGCUACUUUUCAAAGCUAAUGAAGGCAAUGUUUAUUAGGGAAUUAUUAAAUCCAAUAAGAAAAAAGUUGCUAUAAAAGAAUUAGAUCAUUAUUAAGACUAUCUAGAUGAAGUUUUAACAAUUUUAAAGGGAAAGAAACAUUCUAAUAUUAUAGAAAUAAUUGCUAUAUCGAAUGAUAGAAACAGGAUUAUUAUGGAAUUAACAGAUGGAUCAGUUAAAGAUCUGAUGAAAAAUAACUUUGUAUUAAACAAGGAAACUAUAAUGAUAGAUGAUAUAUUCAUAUAAGUAUAAUAUUUAUAUGAAAUUUAGAUGGUCUAAGGUGUAAAUGAAUUUCAUUAAUAUGGUUUAAUACAUAGAAAUUUAAAACCAGAAAACUUUUUUUACUUUUUAAAUUAAGAAAACAAAAAAAUAAUCAUAAAAUUAAUUGAUUUUGGUACUUAUGAAUUAAACAAUCAAAUAUACACAUAGAAUGUUGGUACAAUUAAUUACAUUGCUCCAGAAUUAGUAAGAAAUAUCCCUUAUGAUUAAUCUAUUGACAUUUGGUCAUUAGGCAUUAUUUAUUAUAAAAUGAUAACAACAGAGGAUUUUUUUAAUGGUAUUCAUUUAUAUUUUUUCAGGUAAUACGAUUGAUGAAAUUAAAUAAUAAAUAUAAGAAAUAGUUUAAAUACAAAUAGAUUAGAAAAUAAAAAACCAUAAAUAAUUAAAUUUUGAAGAGAAAGAAUUACUUUUAAAUAUGUUAAAGAUUUAAAAAAAUGAAAGGUUUAAGUGUUUAUAAAUUAUAAAUAAACUUAGGGAUUAAACACCAAUUGAUGAAGGUUUAUUAUAAAAUUUAAUUUAUUAGUAGAUAAAUAGUGGAAAUAAAAAAUGAAAUAUAUUGAUCUAUGGAUUUAAAAUCCAAAAAAUGAUGAAGUUGACAAAAAAAUAGGUUUUUUGUUUUUAUAUUAAAUAGCUGAAUUAUUAUUAGAUGAUAAAUUUGUUGAAAAAGCUAUGUAAUACUUUGAUAAACUAAUAGCAAUUAAUCCGAAAAAAGAUAAUACUUAUGAGAGAAUAGGUACUUUUAAUUUAAUUAUUAAAUAGCUAAAUUGUUAUUAAAAAAUAAUAAAUGUUAAGAAGCAAUUAAAUACAUUGAUAAAUGGAUUGCAAUUAAUCCAAAAAAGCAUUCUACUUAUGAGAGAAUAGGUUUUUUUAAUUUAAAUUUUAAAUAGUUAAGUUGUUAUUAGAAAAUAAUAAGUAUUAAGAAGCAAUAUAAUAUCCCAUAUAUCCUGUUAACGUUAUAAAAUAAAUUUAUUAGAACAUAAUUAAUGAAUUUUAUUCUCCUAACUAAUAAUUAAUGAUCCAAAUCUUUUAUUUUCACUAUACAUUGAUAAAUGCAUUGCAAUUAAUCCAAAUAAUGAUGAAGCAUAUAGAUCAAUAAGUAUUUUAAAUUUACUUAUCAAAUAGCCGAUUUGUUAUUAAAAAAUGAUAAGUGUUCAGAAGCAAUUAAAUACUUUGAUAAAUGGAUUAAAAUCGAUCUUAAAAAUUAUGAGACUUAUAGAUCAAUAAGUUUUUUAAAUUUACUUAUUAAAUAGCCGAUUUGUUAUUGAAAAAUGAUAAGUGUUAAGAAGCAAUCCGAUACUUUGAUCAAUGGAUUGCAAUUAAUCCAUAUCAUUAGAAUACUUAUUUUUUAUUAAGUACAUUAAAUUAACAUAUUAAAUAGCUGAUUCGUUAUUAAAAUAUGAUAAGCGUUAAGAAGCAAUUAAAUACUUUGACAAAUGGAUUUCAAUGAAUCCAAAAAAUUAACGUAUUUAUUUAUAAAUAGGUAUCUCAAUUUAACAUAUUAAAUAGCUGAUUUGUUAUUAAAAAAUGAUAUGUGUUAAGAAGCUAUUAUGUACUUUGAUCAAUGGAUUUCAAUUAAUCGAUAUAAUUAAAGUACUUAUUUUUUAUUAAGUACGUUAAAUUAAUAUAUUAAAUAGCUGAUUUAUUAUUGCAAAACAAUAAGUGCUAAGAAGCAAUUUAAUACUUUGAUCAAUGGAUUGCAAUUGAUCUAAAAAAUUAUGAUGCUUAUAAAUAAAUAGGUUUUUUAAAUUUACAUAUUAAAUAGCUGAUUUGUUAUUAAAAUAUCAUCAUUGUUAGAAAGCAGUUAGGUACUAUGAUUAAUUGAUUGCAAUUCAUCCAAAAUAAAAAAGUACUCUUUUUGAAAUAGGUUUAUUUAAUUUACAUAUUAAAUAGCUGAUUUAUUAUUAAAAAAGGAUAAAUGUUAAGAGGCAAUCCGAUACUUUGAUCAAUGGAUUGCAAUCGAUCCAAAAAAUUAUGAUACUUAUUUAUUAAUUAGUAAGUCAAAUUAAAAUAUUAAAUAGCUAAUUAGUUAUUAAAAAAUAAUAAGUUUUAAGAAGCAAUUAAAUACUUUGAUCAAUGGAUUGUAAUCGAUCAAAAACAUUAUGAUACUUAUAGAUAAAUAGGUUUCUUAAAUUUACAUAUUUAUUAGCUGAUUUGUUAUUCCAAUAUAGAAACAAUAUCCAAAAUAUAGAAUUAACUGUUAAAUAAAUUACAAAUCAAUCUGAAAAAUAAUAAUUAAUAUUAAAAUGUAUUUUUCUUUAUUAUAUUUAAAGUUUUUAACUAGAAAAAAUGAAAGAAUAACAUAUAAUGGUAUAUUGA
Molecule: messenger RNA, 2688 nt
Organism: Paramecium sonneborni
Lineage: Eukaryota; Ciliophora; Oligohymenophorea; Peniculida; Parameciidae
Source: the annotation of a GenBank genome assembly